AGAGAGAGAGAGAGAGAGAAUGCUGCGCACGUUUGCAAAUUGUAUUAUAAGCUCGUAGAGUGUCUUAAUGACUUAUCUGUACGGUCGGGAAAUUUGCCGCUAGAUAAAAUUAUAAUGACAUUUAGUAUUGCAUUGUAGCUCCAUAGUCAGGUUAGGCGUAAAUAGUUGGAUUGGAGCACGUUUUCCAACAGUAGUGGCACGAGUGUUAUAAACAGUGGUUGCCUUUGGAAGCAUUCCAGUAAUGGCUGUUUUGUAUGCAGCACUGUUGGUCCUGGCGAUUCUGACCCACAUUGGACUGCGCCCCUGCCUGGCCCAAUGUCUGGACCCGCAGUCGUUCACGUGCAGCGUCGGUGUAAUCAACAUGACCUCGGACGGCGCCGCCAAGCUACGUAGAACCAUCGACAGCGAUGUCGAGGCGUUCUGGAUGGUAUUAACCAUCGACAAGCUGAUUGUCAGUAGCAGUGGCUCGGGUCCGUUUCUACAGCGCAUUGCCGGCUUCACUGAUCAGAUUACGUACCUAGUUUAUCGCGAGCCUGUAUUCCAGAUUCCCGAAGGUAACACGCUCUCCGAUAUCGAUAUUUACAAUGCGGGCAGCUUACGUUCGCUGGUCGCAGGGACGAAUCGACACCUGAAACAACUAUCCGUGGAGACCUGCAUGCUAGAUCGAGUGCCACCGACACUCGCGCAGAUGAUUGCACUAGAGAACCUGAACAUCCAAAACUGCGCCCUGACAGCACUUCGCAUGGAUGUGUUUGCGAACAAUCCGAACCUCUCCAUAAUAUCCCUGUCGCGGCAUCAAAUACGGCAGAUAUUUCCUUUUACCUCGCCACCGAAACAGAGACUAAUCGUGGCGCACCUCGAUCUAGCCGCGAACCAGCUGGAACGUCUGGACAUGGCCGCCUUUGUCCAUAUGCCAGACCUGGAAAGGUUGGACGUGCGGGGAAACCGUAUCUUGCGCGUGGAAGCGACCUCACCGGCAACGUACGAGUCACUGCUACGACUAUCCAUUACGUUUAACAAAAUUUCGUCGAUCGACUUACGCAACCUUACCCUUCCGUCGCUGAGAUCGUUCUACUUGGACGAUAAUGAGCUCACGCAAAUUCCCACAGUUUUGGGACGGAUGCCUCAACUGCGCUACUUCGGCAUCGAUCGAAACAAUCUCACCCAGCUGGACAUGAGUGUGUUUAGACGGUUUGAAAAUCUGUCCGCCAUCUUUGUGAAUGAAAACAAUAUCGAGUCCAUUCGCACCUCGUCCCCCGUCACGCUGCCCCUGCUCGAUCUGCUGACGUUCGAGAACAAUCAGAUUGCGUCGGUAAACUUUACCGGCUGCAACUUCCCGUCGAUGCACCUUGUUUCGUUCUUGAACAAUAAGCUGACCGCAGUCCCACCGCUGUUUCAACGGUUCAACAGUACGCGCAUGUCGGUCGAAUGGAACCCGAUUAGAUGUGCCAACUUGGCGACGUUUAGGGCGCGGUUCGUGGGGGGUCGUCUGUACGCCAGUACCGGUAAGACGCAGUCCGACUGUUUAACGUCAUCCAUGAUAGAGCUAACAGAAAACGUGAAAGGAUGCUGCGUCGCUUGAGCCGGCACCGAUCCGACAUGCGGCCUACUAUGUGUUGGAGGCAUCCUGCAAGAUGAAGCAUAAAUAAAAUCGCACAAACUCAGGAAUAA
Molecule: messenger RNA, 1671 nt
Organism: Anopheles stephensi (Asian malaria mosquito)
Lineage: Eukaryota; Metazoa; Arthropoda; Insecta; Diptera; Culicidae
Product: leucine-rich repeat-containing protein let-4-like
Exons: 2
Coding region: 242-1582 (446 amino acids)
Molecular function (GO): protein binding
Source: RefSeq, a predicted model, not a curated record